ACGCGCCGACGCUGGGGACGUACCUGUCGGGCGCCGGACUCCUGCGGCUUCUCUUCCCCUUCCGCGGGUCAGGGCUGGUCAGGUGCGGAACCCGCAGCCCCUUUGGAGUGCUAGUUCGCCGGCGGCCCGGAAUCGGGCUGGGUCAUGAGGCGGAAGGGCGUGGUGGGAUGAAAGCCAUUCCACACUACUCCUGGAGUUAGAGCACGGAUUCGGUGUUAGUCUUGGGAGAGGGAAGUGAGGUUGGAGGUUUUUAUUUUUAAUUUUGGGUAGAAACAGGUUGACUCCAGGGCCCUCCGGAGCGAGAGGAUUUAACUUAAUGCUGCUCCCGCGUUCGAAGGCGGACAAAAAAAAAAGUCCCACCUGGCAAAAUUUCUCUAAUUACCUACUCUGUAGAGAAAGCCAGGUGUCUUAAGUCGCGCUAGUUUUCGUGGUGUCGGGCUUCGGGUGAAGCUCCCAGGGUAGCCAGGUUUAGGUGUGAAGCAGAUGCAGAAUCCAAAGGCAGCGCAAAAACCAGCCACCGAUUUUGCUAUGCCUCUGAGCUGCGAGAUAAUCAGACAGCUAAAUGGAGUCUGAGCAGCUGUUCCAUAGAGGCUACUAUAGAAACAGCUACAACAGUAUAACCAGUGCGAGUAGUGAUGAGGAACUUUUAGAUGGAGCAGGUGUUAUUAUGGACUUUCAAACUUCUGAAGAUGACAAUUUGUUAGAUGGUGACACUGUAGUUGGAACUCAUUAUACAAUGACAAAUGGAGGCAGCAUUAACAGUUCUACACACUUACUGGAUCUUUUGGAUGAACCAAUUCCAGGUGUUGGUACCUAUGAUGAUUUUCAUACUAUUGAUUGGGUACGAGAAAAAUGUAAAGACAGAGAAAGACAUAGAAGGAUCAACAGCAAAAAGAAAGAGUCAGCAUGGGAAAUGACAAAGAGUCUGUAUGAUGCGUGGUCAGGAUGGCUAGUAGUGACACUAACAGGAUUGGCUUCAGGGGCGCUGGCUGGGUUGAUAGACAUCGCUGCUGACUGGAUGACCGACCUGAAGGAGGGCAUUUGCCUUAGCGCGCUGUGGUAUAACCAUGAGCAGUGCUGCUGGGGCUCCAAUGAAACGACGUUUGAAGAGAGGGACAAAUGUCCACAGUGGAAAACCUGGGCAGAAUUGAUCAUAGGUCAAGCAGAGGGUCCUGGUUCUUAUAUCAUGAACUACAUAAUGUACAUCUUCUGGGCACUGAGUUUUGCCUUUCUUGCAGUUUCCCUGGUAAAGGUAUUUGCCCCAUAUGCCUGUGGUUCUGGAAUUCCAGAGAUUAAAACUAUUUUGAGUGGAUUCAUCAUCAGAGGUUACUUGGGAAAAUGGACUUUAAUGAUUAAAACCAUCACGUUAGUCCUGGCUGUGGCAUCAGGUUUGAGUUUAGGAAAAGAAGGUCCCCUGGUACAUGUUGCCUGUUGCUGUGGAAAUAUCUUUUCCUACCUCUUUCCAAAGUAUAGCACAAAUGAAGCUAAAAAAAGAGAGGUGCUAUCGGCUGCCUCCGCUGCAGGUGUUUCUGUAGCUUUUGGUGCACCAAUUGGAGGAGUUCUUUUCAGCCUGGAGGAGGUUAGCUAUUAUUUUCCUCUCAAAACUUUGUGGAGAUCAUUUUUUGCUGCUUUAGUGGCUGCAUUUGUUUUGAGAUCCAUCAAUCCAUUUGGUAACAGCCGCCUGGUCCUUUUUUAUGUGGAGUAUCAUACACCCUGGUACCUUUUUGAACUGUUUCCUUUUAUUCUCCUAGGGGUUUUUGGAGGGCUUUGGGGAGCCUUUUUCAUUAGGGCAAAUAUUGCCUGGUGUCGUCGACGCAAGUCCACGAAAUUUGGAAAGUAUCCCGUUCUCGAAGUCAUCAUUGUUGCAGCCAUCACGGCUGUGAUAGCCUUUCCUAAUCCGUACACCAGGCUAAACACCAGCGAACUGAUCAAAGAGCUCUUUACAGACUGUGGUCCCCUGGAAUCCUCCUCUCUUUGUGACUACAGAAACGACAUGAACGCCAGUAAAAUUGUCGAUGAUAUUCCUGACCGUCCGGCAGGCAUUGGAGUGUAUUCGGCUAUAUGGCAGUUAUGCUUAGCACUCAUAUUCAAAAUCAUCAUGACAGUUUUCACUUUUGGUAUUAAGGUCCCUUCGGGCUUGUUCAUCCCCAGCAUGGCCAUCGGCGCGAUCGCAGGAAGGAUCGUGGGCAUCGCGGUGGAGCAGCUGGCCUACUAUCACCACGACUGGUUCAUCUUCAAGGAGUGGUGUGAGGUUGGGGCCGACUGCAUCACACCUGGCCUGUAUGCCAUGGUUGGGGCCGCUGCGUGCUUAGGUGGUGUGACAAGGAUGACCGUCUCCCUGGUGGUUAUUGUUUUUGAGCUCACAGGAGGCUUGGAAUAUAUCGUUCCCCUUAUGGCUGCUGUGAUGACCAGUAAAUGGGUUGGAGAUGCCUUCGGUAGGGAAGGCAUUUAUGAAGCGCACAUCCGAUUAAAUGGAUACCCUUUCUUGGAUGCGAAAGAAGAAUUCACUCAUACAACCCUGGCUGCUGAUGUCAUGAGACCGCGAAGGAACGAUCCUCCCUUAGCUGUCCUGACACAGGACAAUAUGACAGUGGAUGAUAUAGAGAACAUGAUUAAUGAAACCAGCUACAAUGGAUUUCCUGUCAUAAUGUCAAAAGAAUCUCAGAGAUUAGUGGGAUUUGCCCUCAGAAGAGACCUGACAAUUGCAAUAGAAAGUGCCAGGAAAAAGCAAGAAGGCAUCGUUGGCAGUUCCCGGGUGUGUUUUGCGCAGCACACCCCGUCUCUUCCGGCAGAAAGUCCUCGGCCGUUGAAACUCCGGAGCAUUCUUGACAUGAGCCCUUUUACGGUGACAGACCACACCCCGAUGGAGAUCGUGGUAGAUAUUUUCCGAAAGCUGGGUCUGAGGCAGUGCCUUGUAACUCACAACGGGAUUGUCUUGGGGAUCAUCACAAAGAAGAACAUAUUAGAGCAUCUCGAGCAACUAAAGCAGCACGUCGAACCCUUGGCGCCUCCUUGGCAUUAUAACAAAAAAAGAUAUCCUCCGUCAUAUGGCCCAGACGGCAAACCAAGACCCCGCUUCAAUAAUGUUCAACUGAAUCCCAUAGACGAGGAGAGAGAAGAAACGGAAGAGGAAGUUCGUUUGUUGAAUAGCACAACUCUUUAACCUGAGGAAGUCGUCCACUUUUUUUCUCCUUAACAAAAAAAAAAAAAAAAAAGGAAAUAUAAAAGCUGGGCAUUUGCAACUUGGUUUGCAAAUAAUGCUGGUGGCAUGGAGGAGUCUGGGGAGGGCAAGGAGAGAGAGAAGGAAAGAAGUGAGGUGUUUCCCAUCUGACCAAGAGCAGCAAAUCGGUGGCUCCUGGAGGAUGUGCGGGGACUGCGGGCUGCGCCUCAGAAGGGAGGACGCCGGAGUCCUCGUCCCGGAGCACCGGGCCUGUGACUCCAGCAUGGCAACGACGCGUCACCGGUCCCUGUUUCUGGAGGGAUUCCUUUGAAUUGAGCCAUCUAUAAAACUGCAAGGUCUUGCCCUUUUUUAUCAGAACUGUUCUGUUUAAUUCAUGAAUUGUAUUGUUGAGCAUUACCUUUCUACAUUCCAGAAGAGCCUUUCUCUCUCUCUCUCUCUCUCUGUCUCUCUGUAACGAAGCCUCUUUAAAUUGGUGUACCCGUUUGAACAGUCCUUUCUCAUAUUGAGAUGUGCUGUGAUUUUACUGAGGUCUCCUCACAAGAAGGGAGUGUUUCUUGUGCCAUUAACCACGUAGUUUGCACCAUCACUAAACGCUUGGAGCAGUGCACAUGUACCACGACAAAGGCUGGUCAGACAGGUGACAACAUCUCGGAUGAAGCACUAACGAAGUCUCUCAGCUUGUGUGCCGCGUGAUUCAGAAUCAAACAAUGAAACUCGAUUUUAAAGGAUAAGCAGGUUCUUUUUCUCUCAGACUUUAUGGAUAAUGUGACCUGGUCUUAUGCAAAUUUUCUAUUUCUAAAACUUCCAUGAUGUCUACAAGUGCUGUUCAGCAUAAUUAACGCGCUGCUGCCUCGACAGUGAAGAGAAGGAAGCAUCGUUUAGCUGUGUCUGAUAUUAAUUGCAUGUUACAACACUGGAAUUUUUUUUUCCUUGAAAUUAGAAUCAGUCAUUCUUUUCUUUCCUCAAGGUAUAUCUACUGCUGACACUGAAGAAGAAAUGUAAUUCAUAACUUGCACUAAAUGUAUAUUUCUUUUCUUAAAAAUUUACCAUUCUUAUUUAUAUUUUUAUGGAUUAAAAUUUAUAAAAUACAGAUCAGUUAAUAUCGCACUUAAAUAAUUUUACCUUUUUAAUGUGAUAUUUAUAGACUAAUUGAGACUUACAAAUAUGGAGAUACGAACAAAGUUUACAGUGGGAACGGGUUUAAAAACAGGCUUUGUUUAUUUCUCAGUGAUCCAUGUGUGCAUCAACCUUUUUCUGAUCUUUCACUGCCAUCUCCUGGAUUGUCUUCCAACCUAUUACCUAGAAAGAUGAAACACUACAAAUUACUUUGCAGAUUACAACCUAAAGUUAUAUAGUGUUAGCCUUUUUUAAAAUAUCAAACAAAAAAUGAAAACAAUAAAAUCGCAAAGGGAGUUAAAAUUUUAAUCUGCACAUAACCUUUGACUCUUUGGGUAGGUUGCAUCCUUAUGAGAAGUAGAUGAUGGUUUAUGUAUCAGCAGUGCACAUUUUUGCAGGAUGAGUUAAAAUGCACUAGAAUAUGUUUGGGAUUUUUGUUUUUGGAAAUGUCUGUUUUAAUCAUGGUCUUAAUUCUCAACUGGCAAAGGCAGUUUACUCAAAGAACUGGCCUAAAUAUUCUGUGAUUAUACAUCUUUGAAAGGAAAACAAAUUUUUGCAGACAGACAUUUUCUAAAACACAACUGGCAAUGAGCCAUUUUUACAUUUUGGAAGUGAUUCUUCACUUCCUAGUUCUUAAUAAUAAUAUGCCUAUAAUAUCAUAUAAAAUCCAUAAGAUCCUAAAGACUUAUAAGAUCAUGAAGCCAUAUAAGAGUGAUGAUGGAAAGUUGAGCAAAAUGUUAGGAAUUCCGUGAAACAGUCUUAGCUGUGCUAUCUGCCUAAAUCAGUAUUUUGUCCUCAUUAUUUCCCUCUUUAUAGCCUCUUCAAAGUUCUUUUGGCAUCCAGAGUGGAGUCAUUUCCAAAUGAUGGUUCCGUGUACGUCAAGCUUGUCCUAAGUGUGUCUGCCAUGUGGAGCCCUGCUAGACUGUGAACUCUCAGCAUGGCUAUGGAUAACUUAGGUGCUUGUCAUGACUUAUGAGCCUUCAAAGGAGAAACCAUUCUUACAUUAAACUUCACAUGGAUUUUAUUUUCCACGUUCCCCUGUUUUGAGUUCAGGUCCUACUUUCACUGCCCAUCCUGCUUCAAAGACUAACAUUUCAGGGUGGACAAUAAAGCAUUAAUUUUCUUCUUUGGUACAUUUCUGUCCCUGGUGUGUCUUACUGCUGAAAUACAGGACAAGUGCCGGAUUUUUAAUGCAUUCAGUGGUUUUCUUUGGUGUUACUAUCUGUCCCAUUUUUCCUUUUGAUACAUUGAGGUGUGUCUUCUUGAACAAACGAUGAAAUAGUGGGGACCAUGAAAUUGUUGUGCCUGGCUAAUUGGCAAAUUAAUUGACCAAUAUAAGUAGCGCCUUAUUGGAGUACCCUUUUUGAGAAGGUAUGAUGAGAAUGGGCAAGGGUGUCAGCAUCUCUUCCUUAUUAAUAAUUGUUUUCAGUUUUGGUUCAUGAAGAAUGCUUAGUUUGUUAAUCUGUGAUGUUGCCUAGAGCUGUAUUUAUCUGUUUUUAUUUAUACUAGUGUAGUAAAGCUGCAUAUCAUUACAGUAAAAAUGAUUACUGUGAUGAGUUAAUCAGAAGCCUAUUAAAAUCUAUAUGACAAUG
Messenger RNA from Microcebus murinus (gray mouse lemur), 5889 nucleotides. It is a transcript of the gene CLCN3, whose product is annotated as chloride voltage-gated channel 3. The record is from RefSeq and is a predicted model, not a curated record. Gene Ontology annotation, molecular function: voltage-gated chloride channel activity; chloride:proton antiporter activity. Gene Ontology annotation, cellular component: early endosome; Golgi apparatus; synaptic vesicle. Lineage: Eukaryota; Metazoa; Chordata; Mammalia; Primates; Cheirogaleidae. Gene Ontology annotation, biological process: transmembrane transport; chloride transport.